CCACUCAGCAUCAUGGCGGCUCCCGUAGACCUCGAGUUGAAGAAGGCUUUUGCAGAGCUGCAGGCGAAAAUGGUUGACACUCAGCAGAAGGUGAAGCUGGCAGACCUGCAGAUCGAACAGCUGAGUCGUGUAAAGAAGCACGCAAAUCUCACGCAUGGAGAGAUUACAUCACUUCCUGAAAGCACUCGGAUGUUUGAGGGAGCAGGACGGAUGUUUAUUUUGCAGUCAAAAGGUGAGAUCUCUAAUCAGCUUUUGGAAAAGCAGAAGACGGCAGAUGACAAGAUAAAAGAGCUUGAGCAAAAGAAGACAUACCUGGAGCGCAGCGUUAAAGAUGCGGAGGACAACAUCAGGGAGAUGCUGAUGUCUAGAAGGGCCCAGUAAAACUCUCUCUCACACACACACACACACACACACACACAAAUAAUGUAUAAUCUCCAUCACCUUUGCACACCAUGCCCUUAGUUUGAACAUGCUUUUGCGUGUAUUAUAGAACACUCGUGACAGUCGAACUUGCAUUUGUCAGCUGAACACAGGAAGUUUAUUUUAGGUUAAUAGUUAAAUCUGAAUGUACUGUUGACCGCAAUGUUAAUACUAACUAGUGUGACCUCUGACACCUGAGGAUCUACUUAAGUCUUAAGUUAUUGAUGUUUUCUUUUGCUGUUCAUUCGUUUUUCCUAUGGUUUCGUAAUGAAUCAACAGUUUUUUUAAUGUAAGCAGAUGGUAAUAAAGGUGACUGUUUUGAGACGGC
This is a messenger RNA of Danio rerio (zebrafish), 748 nucleotides long. RefSeq names its product prefoldin subunit 1 (gene pfdn1). Gene Ontology annotation, cellular component: prefoldin complex. The record is from RefSeq and is marked provisional. Gene Ontology annotation, biological process: protein folding. Lineage: Eukaryota; Metazoa; Chordata; Actinopteri; Cypriniformes; Danionidae.